Molecule: messenger RNA, 349 nt
Organism: Aspergillus alliaceus
Lineage: Eukaryota; Fungi; Ascomycota; Eurotiomycetes; Eurotiales; Aspergillaceae
Exons: 1
Coding region: 12-260 (82 amino acids)
Source: RefSeq, a predicted model, not a curated record
CGGCCCCAUACAUGAGCAGUAUUUCUAUCUUUGUGUACUACUUGUUCUUCUUCAUAUUUAUUAAAAUUAGUUAUUGUAAAACCCUUCAAUCGAUUUAUUUCCGGCGUUCUCGGAUGCUGCCUUACCUCAGAAAUCCGGUUCAGAUAUCAAUAUUGCAAAAUAGACAUGUAUGGGCGGACAUCCGACUUGCCGUUGCUAACGACCCUCGUCGGAUGUCCGAUUUACCGCCCCUCGCGAGACUAUGGAUUCUGAUACACUAGAUAUGUUAGUUAUACACGGUACCGACACCUAAACGUUUAGGUCUCCAACACUUCCCUAUUGAGUAAGUAACUAAAAGGCUACUCUCCAC